Callorhinchus milii (elephant shark) is the source of this 835-nucleotide messenger RNA. RefSeq names its product hepatitis A virus cellular receptor 1 homolog. The transcript has 3 exons. The coding region runs from base 52 to 516 and encodes 154 amino acids. NCBI's taxonomy places the organism in Eukaryota, Metazoa, Chordata, Chondrichthyes, Chimaeriformes, Callorhinchidae. The record is from RefSeq and is a predicted model, not a curated record.
UGACUCUGUGUGUUUCUUCUCUGAGGUGUUGACACAAACCACCGCCUGGUGAUGGGGACGGUGGGAGAAUCGGUGAUGUUGCUUUGCCCACUGCCCUCUAAUGGCCCUAAAUAUAAACUUGUCAACGUCACGUGGGUGAGGAAGGAGCCGUACAGCCACCUGGUGACCUUCAGACAGGAGGGUGGUUCCUGGAAUAGGACGGAGGGUGAUGAGCGGUGUGAGCUGAGGGGGAGCGCGGCUGAUGGGGACAUCACACUGACAGUGAGCCGCCUGGUAACAGAGGACAACGGCAUCUACCUGUGUCUCGUGGAGGCUGAGAAGGAGAACAAGAGACUCGUGAUCCAGCGGGAGAUCAGGCUCCAGGUUCAGAGCUCUCCAGGUCUGGCUGCCAUCUACAUUCUGUGGCUGAUACCGGCGGUUAAAUGUCUCUUUCUGUUGGUGAUGGGGAUCAUUCUCGUCUGUAACACAAGAGAUCGUACAAGAUCACAAGAGCUUCAGGUGAAGGAGAACAUCUGAUAACAGAGAUCCUUCCUUCCAGUAACCCUCAGGCUGCCAUCUCCCAUUACAGCAUUGACCUCAACAGCGACCCUUACACAGCACAAUCCUGGAGGGUUACAGGCUCCUCGGUGUCCUUCCUCCCCUCCUACAUGCUCACACACUCCCAACCUCCCUGCUCUACACUGUACUGCGCCAAACCUCAGGCCAGCCAUGUGGUCAAGGCCUCAGGCCUCUUUGUUCCUCUCACACGGCCUACAGACACGAUGCACUGCUCUCAUACUGUCAGUUUAUUGACCACUCACAGCCUCCAGCCCACAGACCUGUCACAGCCUCCAGC